Molecule: messenger RNA, 2161 nt
Organism: Falco peregrinus (peregrine falcon)
Lineage: Eukaryota; Metazoa; Chordata; Aves; Falconiformes; Falconidae
Gene: PLEK
Product: pleckstrin
Exons: 9
Coding region: 140-1201 (353 amino acids)
Biological process (GO): intracellular signal transduction; actin cytoskeleton organization
Cellular component (GO): plasma membrane
Source: RefSeq, a predicted model, not a curated record
UUGUUUUCAUGUGAUUAGCAGGCAGGGGAACUUCUGAGAGUGACACAGCUGUGCUGUAAAGAACGCCAGCCCACGGACUGCGCUGCAGAAGAACUUUCCUGCCAGUGCUGAUAGACCCGAGAGCUGGAUUGCCUGAGCCAUGGAGCGAGAACCCAUGCGCAUCAGGGAGGGCUACUUGGUUAAGAAGGGCAGCAUGUUUAAUACCUGGAAGCCAAUGUGGGUCGUGCUCUUAGAAGAUGGAAUUGAAUUCUACAAGCGGAAGGCUGACAACAGCCCCAAAGGGAUGAUACCACUAAAAGGAAGCUCUAUUAACAGCCCAUGCCAAGAUUUUGGCAAAAGAAUGUUUGUCUUCAAGCUCACUGCAGCCAAGCAGCAGGACCACUUUUUUCAAGCUGCCUACCUGGAGGAGAGAGAUGCCUGGGUACGGGAUAUCAAGAAAGCAAUUCAUUGCAUAGAUGGAGGCCAAAGGUUUGCCAGAAAAUCCACGAGAAGGUCUAUCAGACUGCCUGAAACAAUCAACCUGAGCGCUUUAUACCUCUCAAUGAAAGAUCCUGAAAAGGGAAUAAAGGAGUUGAAGCUGGAAAAAGAUAAAAAGGUGUUCAAUCACUGCUUUACAGGCACCUCUGUGAUUGACUGGCUGGUGUCCAGCAAAUCCAUCCGAAAUCGCAAAGAAGGUCUCAUGCUUGCCUCGUCCCUCUUGAGUGAAGGCUACCUACAGCCUGCAGGGGACACGUCCAAGGCUGCUGCCGAGGGACUCUCAGACACCCCCUUCUUAGAUCUCAGCGAUGCCUACUAUUACUUCCCUGACAGUGGGUUUUUCUGCGAGGGAAAUUCUAGUGAUGAUGAUGUAGUCCUGAAAGAAGAAUUCAGAGGCAUAGUAGUCAAACAAGGAUGUUUGCUGAAACAGGGACAUCGCAGGAAGAACUGGAAAGUGAGAAAGUUUGUUUUAAGAGAAGACCCUGCAUACCUUCACUACUAUGAUCCUGCUGGAGGAGAAGAACCACUAGGAGCAAUUCACUUGAGAGGCUGCGUGGUGACAGCAGUGGAAGACAUGCCAGACACCAAGAAGUAUGAUGUUGACAACAUCCUCUUUGAAAUCAUCACAGCAAAUGAAAUCCACUAUUACUUGCAAGCAGCCUCAUCUGCAGAGCGUACAGAGUGGAUCAAAGCGAUUCAGGCAGUUUCUAGGACUGGGAAAUGAAGAUGACCUGCCAGCGAGAAGACAGACAACUGAAAUUAGUUGCUUAAAACAGGGACUUUAACAUUUCACUGAGAGAAAUCACUAUCAUCCAGAAAGGCAUCCUAAGGCUCGUAGGAUGCGGGUGAGGGUGGGUAGUAAGUUUUAAUUCUAUAGUGGGCACAAACAAACUAACAUUUUUCCACUGGUGUGAUGGUAAUAUUUUACUCAAUGAUAGCAUAAUCAUACCUUUCCAUGCUGCCACAGCUGAUAGAAUUUCACCAUUAACAGGGGACAGAGUCAUUGUCACUGACUAUAAGCGAGAAACUCCAGUAGUCACCUACCAUUCAGCCUGUCUCAGUAUCUUCAGAUAUUUCAAAGUCUUCCCAAGACAAACUUGACACUUUCUUCUUUACCCAAUCUUUUUACUGCUUGUUCACCUAUACAAGUAAUGCCAUAGAUGUAAGGAAAGAAAUCCAUUCACUUGGAAACUUGGUUCACUCCUUUAUAAUCCUUCAGUGUUAAGGAAGGGAAGACGGCAGGCUGCUAUGGAAGGACCAUGUGGAAAGCAAGUACAACUCAAUGACAGUGGUAUGAGGAAAAGUCCCUUCCCCCAGCAUUUCAAACUCAAAGUGAUCUCAGUUCAACAUUUUUUCACCUGAUUUUGACCUUUGCUAAAUUUAUCCACAAGAAUCUGCCCUAGUGCCAUUGUUUCCCUUCAUUAAGGGCUCCAACGCAGUUGUUAGGGUGUCACGUACUGCUGAUUUGACUUGUAUGUGAGUUAAGAACCUUACAGGAGGAGGGAAAGAAUCCAUGGGUUGGUUACUUGAUCUACUGGUUGAAGUGGUUUUGUUUAGCUUUUUCUUUUUUUUUUUUUUUUUUUUUUUUUAACCUCUAGCAACAUAUUCAGUCCUUGGUUCUGUGCCUUAGUAAUAUGAGAGAAACCUUAUGCUUGCUGUAACUGAAAUAAACAUUAUUAUUUGA